AUGGGGCACGUCCUCGGGGCUGUCCCCAAAUGCCCCAGGCCUGGGCUGAGCCACCUCGAUCCCGGCAGCCACCGAAGGGUCCUCAUGAAAACGGGCCUCAUCCUCCUCAUCAUCGGGCACCUCAACUUCAUCACCAGCGCCCUCGUCCACGGCACCGUCCUCCGCUUCGUGGUCAACCCCCGGGACGCCAUUUCCCUGCAGUACACGGUCGCCAACGCUGCCUCCGUCAUCUCCGCACUGGUGGACAGGAGGACGUGGGAUGCAGGAGGAUGCGGGAUGGAUGAGCUGUGGAAAUGGGUGGUUUUCGCCCUGAGCGCCUGCAGCAGCCUGGGCUGCCUGUCCUGCCUGCUGGGGCUGGCCGUCUCCAUCGGGCUGACGCUGGGCACCCAGGGCCGGGCACUGCUGGGCCCCUGCACUGUCACCAACGUCACCCUUGCCCCAGCCUCCCGCGAGUGCCCCUUCGAUCCCACCCGUGUCUAUAGCUCCACGCUGUCCCUCUGGGCCAUCUCCCUGCUGCUCGACGCACUGGAGAUCGUCUUCGGCAUCCGCUGCCUCCUGCUCACCCUCGACCUCCUCCGCCUCGGCCGCUGCUGCCGUGGGGCACACCGGAGAAAGGUCUCCUUGCAGGCAGCCCCUGCGGAGAGCCCGGACCCUGGGCAGUGCCUGGGCUUGCUGGGCCGCCCCGCCGGCCGCGAGCCAUUUAAUCAGCGUGCGUGCGGCUCCUUCUAA
Messenger RNA from Opisthocomus hoazin, 729 nucleotides. NCBI's taxonomy places the organism in Eukaryota, Metazoa, Chordata, Aves, Opisthocomiformes, Opisthocomidae. The record is from RefSeq and is a predicted model, not a curated record.